GAACCGGUCAUGAACGGGUUGCAGCAGAGGUGGCCCGCCCUCUUCUGCACAAUGCCCUCCAAGUUCGUUUGCAAACCUUCUUCAGGCUACUACGACUCAAACUCCGGUGUCCUCCGGCCUUUUCCAUUCCUGCUUUUCCUCGAUACAAAUAAUGCCAACGUAUCAUCAGUGGUUGUUAUUGACAGCACUUUCCAUCACACUUGGUUCUCGGGGGCAGCAGGACUCCGAUCCCCAAGAUGUCAGAGACGACAAAGCUAUACCUUCUGGUUCUGCAUUCGAAUGUCGAUGCCACCGAGGAUACAGUCAACCGAGGAUUAGCAUCUGUAUUCAGCGCAGCUUCAGUAGCUGACCAUGAUUUGUGGAAAGCAGAUCUGAACUAUCCUCAAUCCAAUAAUAGUCACUGCUCUACACAAAUUGUCUUGGAACGCAAGAGCCCCCUCGGCCCCGACCAAAGUGUUGAAGUUGAUAUCCAACGACUAUGCGACAGUCUCUUCAGCUCAGGCGAUGCUUUGUCUUUACUAAGAUUGCGGGAGAAGCACAAUGCCCAGUUCAUACCCGACCUUCCUCCGGGAAAAUCAAUAGAGGGCGAUGAGGGAAACAAUUUUCAGAUCUUUCUCCGUCAGUUCUUAACUCACAAGGCAGAGAACUCGGCAAAGGUUUGCCGACAGACCUUCAAUGCCACAACCUGCAGACAGAGAAUCGCGAUGAGUGGGCUUAUGGAUUCAUCGAUAGGAACGGCCAGCAACUUUCUUCAAGCAGCUGCAUUUACAGCCCUCUUGGUGGUCUGGGUGCUACAGCAAUGUAUCGAGCCUAAACAACUCAGUUGCACCGAACUGCAUAAAAGGAUCAACGAAUCAGCCCAGAAGCUGGAGAAAAUGCAAUAUGAGGAACAAAGAAAGAGGCAGCGAGCCAGAUAGUAAAACUUCAAACCGCAAUCGAUACCCUCGGAAACACUGGAAGAGGUGGAAGACUUAUACACACUUGCAACAGUGGAGAGAAACUCGAAGCGAUGGUCCCAGUGGUCGUGGAUUGCCACAGCUGUGGUUGUGGGAGCCGUCACAGGGGCUGGUGGCUGGUACCUUGUUGGUCACACUGUGUGGUGGGCAACCGCAACAACCACAGUCAAAGUGACUACGAGUGUUGCUAGGGUGGUAGUAGGUAGUGCAGGUGUGGGAGUCUCUUCGUGUAAGGCGUGGCAUCGAAAUGACGACGGAAACAAGGCAAAACAAGGCAAGUCAGAAAUGCCCUGAGCUUCCCAUUCCUGUCUGCUACCACUCAUAUUGC
Messenger RNA from Podospora pseudocomata, 1284 nucleotides. RefSeq lists its product as uncharacterized. The transcript is spliced from 5 exons. The record is from RefSeq and is a predicted model, not a curated record. Lineage: Eukaryota; Fungi; Ascomycota; Sordariomycetes; Sordariales; Podosporaceae. The coding region runs from base 237 to 917 and encodes 226 amino acids.